Messenger RNA from Trypanosoma brucei brucei TREU927, 999 nucleotides. RefSeq names its product geranylgeranyl transferase type II beta subunit, putative (gene Tb927.4.690). Gene Ontology annotation, molecular function: Rab geranylgeranyltransferase activity. Gene Ontology annotation, biological process: protein geranylgeranylation. The transcript has a single exon. The coding region runs from base 1 to 999 and encodes 332 amino acids. Lineage: Eukaryota; Euglenozoa; Kinetoplastea; Trypanosomatida; Trypanosomatidae. The record is from RefSeq and is a predicted model, not a curated record. Gene Ontology annotation, cellular component: Rab-protein geranylgeranyltransferase complex.
AUGUUUGGAGCGCCAAACACACUUUUGGCGGACUUACACCUCCGCUUCCUAACCAAAUUAGAUGACCACAAAGAUAAAAUGAAGUACUGGACAUCGCAACAUCUAAAAAUGAACGGUGUCUUUUGGUGUUUAGGUGCCAUGAAGUUGUUGGGCCAUGACGACAUUUUGAAGCGGGAGGAGUUGGUUGAUUUUGUUGUCAAAUGCUGGAACAGUGACGGUGGGUUCGGUGGGAACAUUGGGCAGGAUUCCCACAUGUUGUACACCUUAAGUGCGGUGCAACUCCUGUGCUUGUUGCAUGCUACAGACGCCAUUGAUGCAGAGAAGUGUGCUCGCUGGGUUGCUUCUAUGCAGCUACCUGAUGGCUCCUUUCAGGGAGACGAGUGGGGAGAAGUUGAUACACGAUUUGUCUACGUGGCAAUGAAUUGCUUGCAGCUCUUGGGGAAACUGGAACUCAUAAACGUGAAGGCUGCGGUGGAAUGGAUGUUGCGGUGCCAGAAUUGGGAUGGUGGGUUCGGUCUCGCACCAGGUGCUGAAAGCCACGCCGGUCAAAUAUUUUGCUGCGUUGGAUCUCUUCGUAUUGCUGGAGCUCUGGAUCGCAUAGAUAAGGAGCAACUUGCGGGUUGGUUGGCAAUGCGUCAGUUGCCGUCGGGUGGGUUAAACGGUCGCCCGGAGAAAAAGGCUGACGUGUGCUACAGUUGGUGGGUUGUGUCAUCCCUAUCGAUGUUAGGUUAUACUGAGUGGAUCGACCGUCAUGCACUUUUCCGCUUUGUACUUGCUUGCCAGGACUCGGAAGAUGGCGGUAUUGCUGAUAAACCCGGUAACCAAGCGGACGUGUAUCAUACAUUUUACGGACUUUGUGGCCUCAGCCUCUUGGGAUACGAGGACUAUCCGCUUAGGGAUAUCAAUCCAGUUUAUGCAAUGCCUUAUGAUGUUCUUGAGAGCUUAGGGGUUCCGGAGAGUGCUGGGCUGCAUGUCGGUAGGAAGCGUACCUGUGCGUGA